AUGCGUUUGGAUGCUGGAGAGCGAGAACGGAAAAGUCGGCCUAGGCGGUGGCUAGGCGGUGCUGGGCGGGCGCUAGACGAAGCACUGACUGGGAGAGAAAGUUCCGUCCUCUGCGGGUGCAAGCUUCGGGUUCGGUGGAAUACAUUUAAAGAGUAUAGCCGGGCACGUGCAGCAUCUGCCAUGAGAGCUCUUUGCUUUAAACUCAGGAAGGAUGCAAAAUUCAGAAAAGACGCUCUGAUACCACUUGAUGCAGUUCAAGGUUGUUCCUUAGUCGUGCUCAAUCUAGCAGACAUUCUGAUAAGAGCAGAACCGUUGGCCACUGGUUUGGCAUCAGAUGUGCACGGGAAGGUAUGUGCUGGAACACAUUUUGUCACUUCACCAGAUUGA
Messenger RNA from Prunus armeniaca (apricot), 387 nucleotides. The record is from the annotation of a GenBank genome assembly. Lineage: Eukaryota; Viridiplantae; Streptophyta; Magnoliopsida; Rosales; Rosaceae.